AUGGCGGGCAGCGCGGGGGACGGGGAGAGCAGCCCAGGCUCGCUGCGGCGGCGGCUGCGGAGCGCGGAGGAGGCGCAGCAGCGCCAGGCGAGGCUGGUGCGGCAGCUGCAGGACGAGGUACUGCAGUACCAGACCUGGUGUCGAGAGUUGGAGCAGCAAGUGAGAGCUGGAGGGGGAUCCUUUCCCGGCAGGUGGGAAACCAUAGCAGACCACAGCCUGGAGAACGCACUGCUUCAGGUGGAAGAGGAGCAGCAAAGGCGUGAGAAUCUGGCAGAAGUGAACACUCUCCUACGAGAGCACCUCGAUAAAGCCAGUGAGGUUAAUUCUGCCCUCAAAGAAGAUGUUGGAAAACUGACGGCGGAUUGGAUGAGGGCCCGGGAGGAGCUGGAGYUGAAGGAGAGUGAAUGGCGCAGUGAACGUGAGCUUUAUGACAGCUAUGUAAGGGGGGAACAUAACCGUCUGCUCAGCCUGUGGCGUCAGGUGGUGACCUUCCGCCGCCACUUCCUGGAGAUGAAGACUGCCACAGACCGAGAUUUGUCAGAGCUCAAGGCRGAACAAAUGAGGCUUUCUGGAUCUAUUCUUGUGAGCUGCUCCCACCUGAACUCCUGUGUGCAGCUCAGGGAGUCCAUCACUCUGGGUAAACCUGUCCUGAAGGAUCAGGCAGAGCAGCAAGUGGAACCAAAAAUAGAUCAGACAGCUCAACAAGUGACAGCCUUACAAGUCAGGUGGGACAUGGAGAAGAAAGAGCUUCAGGACAGGGUGAUGGAACUCUCAGCCUUGCUUGUACAAUCUCAGAAGCAGAACGAGGAGAAGGAGAAGACCAUGAAAACACUUAACGACACAGUGGAGAUUCUAGAAUCAAGUUGGAUAGAGAAAGAAUUUGCAGCUUCAUUGACUAACAGUGCCAAAGAAGAGAAUCUUUUCCUUCAAAAGCUCAUUAAAAAUAUCACUGAGAUGGUGUUAGACGACAGUGACAGCAUGGUCAGCAUUAUCUGCACUGACAGUUCCCUGGCAGACUCUGGGGACAUCUUCUCAGCUCGGAGAUCUGUUGAUACGAGGCAUGCCUUUGGAUUGGUUCUGGAAGCACUGGCAAGGAUGCGAGGGGCAGCACGGGCCCUGAGAGAAGAGCUUUCUGCUAGGCAGGACUCAAACAAUUUCCUGCUGCAGCACCAAAGACAUCAGGAAGAGAAGUGCAGAGAAGUGCAGCAAAGGCUUGAGCAACUGGAGGAGAAAUGYAAGAAAUCCAGCAGCCACCAACAGCACCUUCAGUCUUUAGUAAAAACCCUCAGAAGUGACUGUGAAAAUCUCGAGAAAACUAGAGAAGAGCUACAGCAACAGCUUGGAAUAAUGGAGCAAGAAGCCUCAUGUCUGCGUCAGAGUAAUGCUGAGCUGCUGCUGAAGGAAGAGUCAGCCCAGGCAGAAAAGGCAGAGCAGCAGGAGAGGAUGGAGAGAGUGUGCCGUGAGCAGGAGCUCCUAAUGAAGGAUUUGGCUGCACUUGAGGAAAAACACUCAUCAUUGCAGCGUGAAUUGGUAGUUAAGAGGCAGGCACUAGAGAAAUUGCAGCUUCAGAAGGAUCUGCUGGAGCAAGAGAAGGAUGAAUUUGCCAUGGCUCUGGAGAAGGCAGAGCGGUCGGUGGCAGAGCUGACAGGGGCUCAGAACAAGCUGAAYGCUGAAAGAGCUGAUCUACAGGCUGCAGCAGCGAAGAUGAGCAGCAUCAAUGAAGCUCUUGCAUUGGACAAAGUGCAGCUGAACAAACAUGUGUGGCAGCUGGAGCAAGAGAAGGAAGUUUUGUCUGCUAAAGUGGAUGAGAUGGAGCGAGCAAAGAUCUCUGAGCAGGAGAAGCUGAACUUGUGUGAAAGAGCCAAUGAAGAGCUCUGCACAGAGAAAGCCCGGCUAAAGAAGCUGCUGAAGGAAGCUGAGGAGCAACGGGAGGAGCUGUGCAUGGAGCUGAGGACACUGGGAGAGGAGAAAGCAGAAACCCAGGAGAAAUUGUGUCAGGUGAGGCCAAAAGUAUGGUGCAUCCAUGUGGGCACUGGGCUGCUUGGAUGAGGAAAGCUUUACCUGUUGGAUUCUGCAGUGGUUUUGUCAAGGGACACAUGGUAGUGCUAGAGGUCACAAGGCUUUGUAUACU
Malurus melanocephalus (red-backed fairy wren) is the source of this 2131-nucleotide messenger RNA. It is a transcript of the gene CEP250, whose product is annotated as centrosomal protein 250. The record is from RefSeq and is a predicted model, not a curated record. The transcript has 14 exons. Gene Ontology annotation, biological process: cilium assembly. Lineage: Eukaryota; Metazoa; Chordata; Aves; Passeriformes; Maluridae. Bases 1 to 2049 code for a protein of 682 amino acids.